Messenger RNA from Gallus gallus (chicken), 1781 nucleotides. RefSeq names its product ribosomal protein S6 kinase B2 (gene RPS6KB2). Gene Ontology annotation, biological process: protein phosphorylation; signal transduction. The transcript has 14 exons. The coding region runs from base 38 to 1609 and encodes 523 amino acids. The record is from RefSeq and is a predicted model, not a curated record. Gene Ontology annotation, molecular function: protein serine/threonine kinase activity; ATP binding. NCBI's taxonomy places the organism in Eukaryota, Metazoa, Chordata, Aves, Galliformes, Phasianidae.
GACCGGGCGGGGCCCGCGGGUUCGCUGCGGCGCCGCAAUGGCGGGGGUGUUCGACAUCGACCUGGAGACCGAGGAGGGGAGCGACGGGGAGGAGCCCGAGCUGGGCGCCGAGAUGGAGGUGGAACCCCGGGGGAACGGCCUGGAGCCUGUGGGGCACUACGAGGAGAUCGAGAUCUCAGAGAGCAGCGUCAACAACGGCCCUGAACACAUCGGGCCCCACUGCUUCGAGCUGCUGCGCGUCCUGGGCAAGGGCGGCUACGGCAAGGUCUUCCAGGUGCGUAAGGUGCAGGGCACCAACACGGGGAAGAUCUUCGCCAUGAAGGUGCUGAAGAAGGCUAAGAUCGCCUGCAAUGCCAAGGACACGGCGCACACGCGGGCUGAGAGGAACAUCCUGGAGGCCAUCAAGCACCCCUUCAUCGUUGACCUCAUCUACGCCUUCCAGACGGGCGGCAAGCUCUACCUCAUCCUGGAGUGCCUCAGCGGUACGAGGGGUUGGGGGGGCACGCACGAGGGGGGCACGGCUCACGGCCUCUUUGUUGCAGGUGGGGAGCUCUUCAUGCAGCUGGAGCGUGAGGGCAUCUUCCUGGAGGACACCGCCUGCUUUUAUCUCAGUGAGAUCACGCUGGCGCUGGGCCACCUGCACUCCAACGGCAUCAUCUACCGUGACCUCAAGCCAGAAAACAUCAUGCUCAACAGCCAGGGUCACAUCAAGCUGACGGACUUCGGGCUGUGCAAGGAGUCCAUCCACGACGGAGCGGUCACCCACACCUUCUGCGGCACCAUCGAGUACAUGGCCCCGGAGAUUCUGGUGCACAGCGGGCACAACCGGGCGGUGGACUGGUGGAGCCUGGGUGCCCUGAUGUAUGACAUGCUCACCGGAUCGCCCCCGUUCACGGCCGAGAACCGCAAGAAAACCAUAGACAAGAUCUUGAAGGGGAAGCUGGUGCUGCCCCCCUACCUGACGCCCGAUGCACGUGACCUGCUCAAGAAGUUCCUCAAGCGUAACCCCAGCCAGCGUGUUGGUGGGGGGCCGGGAGAUGCAGCCGAUGUGCAGAAGCAUCCCUUCUUCCGGCACAUCAACUGGGAGGAGCUGCUGGCGCGCCGCCUGGACCCUCCCUUCAAACCCUGCCUGCAGUCGGAGGAGGACGUCAGCCAGUUCGAUGCCCGCUUCACGCGCCAGACCCCCGUGGACAGCCCUGAUGACGCCGUCAUCAGCGAGAGUGCCAACCAGGCCUUCCUGGGCUUCACUUACGUGGCCCCCUCAGUGCUGGAGAGUAUCAAGGAGGGCUUCUCCUUCCAGCCUAAGCCCGGUGAAGUUCUCCCCGUUCGAGCCCUUCAGGCCUGCAGAGCCCAUGGAGCUGGGGCUGGGGGGCGGCACCCCGCCCGAGGGCACGGCCCCGCUGCCUAUCGCCUCCGCCAAGAAGACGCGGGGGGGUCGGGGGCGGCCGCCCAGGUAGGGGUGUGGGGGGGAGGGGAAUCGGGGAAACGGUGCCUUGGGGCGAGGGGGGGCCGGGGCUGCAGGGCUGCGACCCGGCCGGGCUGCGUGUGCCCAUUAAAGCAUCAAUCAGUGCGGCUGCGGCGUGCUGGGCUGGGGGGGGGGGGUGCCUAAGGGGGUGGGGGGACGCGCCCUGCCCGCCGCACCACGCCGUGUCCGCCCGGAGGAGCGUUGAGUGCUUUAUUGGGGCGGUGCCCAUCACAGCGCGGUGCUGUCGUGCGGCCGCGCAUCGCCCCACGCCGCCGUCCCCGCGAGGCUGUGCGCGUCGCCGGGCAGUGCGUGGGGC